Messenger RNA from Dreissena polymorpha, 5931 nucleotides. RefSeq names its product engulfment and cell motility protein 2-like. Gene Ontology annotation, biological process: cell motility; actin filament organization. The coding region runs from base 519 to 2918 and encodes 799 amino acids. The transcript is spliced from 18 exons. Gene Ontology annotation, cellular component: plasma membrane. Lineage: Eukaryota; Metazoa; Mollusca; Bivalvia; Myida; Dreissenidae. The record is from RefSeq and is a predicted model, not a curated record.
CAACCUUACUCUGUUUAAAAUAUUGUAUUGACAUUUAUUAAAUUUACUUAAUGCUUUGUUGCCGGAUUUAGGAUUGUUAUUAUUUUUAGCUUUGAAUCGCUCUUGGAAGGAAAGUAACUAAGGACAAUAUAUAUUAUAGUUUCCUUAUGUGGUGCAUCUGUGGUAUGUGAAAGUGAAAUGUCAUUUAAGUGAUUGGUUCAUUUGAAAUGAUAUUGUUUUCCUAAGCAUAGUGUUUGUACCAUCUGUUUCAUUCAUUGACUGUUUCUGAAAAUCACUUCCAUUUGUUCAGGUUCAAUGCUGCUGGUUUGUGAAAUAUAAUAUGUAAGGAGAUUUUAAAAUUGAGAAAAAGAACAGUUAGUUUAUUCUCAUGUGAAGAAAACAAUAUAUUAAAUAUAUGUGAUGUGAAAUAGUUGCUUUUUGGAAUAUGUAAACCAACUUUGUCAUAGAAAUAAAAUUUAAUGAAAUAUGAUGAACUGUUGAAUAUUUCAUAAAUAAAGAAAUAACAACAAACAUUAAAUAUGAAUAAAAAAGACCGUUCUCGCAGUGUUCAAAAUCUGCACGAAUCAAAGUCCUUUCCAUGCACAAACAAUGAAGUGUCAAAGGCUGUUGGAAACCAGGUUGAGGAAAAUAAAAGAGCUUCCUCUGUGAAAAUCGAGAAAACAAGGUUCUAUUCAGAAUCGGAAAUGAAAGAUGUUACUGUAGCUUCUCAAAAAACAGGUGUUCGUACUACACGGAUAUAUAAAGUGGAACACCAAGACCAUAUCAAGAAAGUUGCAAUCAUGCAUUUUCAGCACACCUUGUUGUAUGAACUAGAUCAGAACCGUCCAUUGACAGGCAUUGUACAGGACAUAUGUGACAAAUGGAAUCUCCCAAACCCAGACGACUUUGCACUUCAGUUUUCAGAGAAAGAAGCAUACAUCACAGAGAGGAAUCGAGCUGACAUUAGCAACGGCAAUGUUUUGAUGCUAACAGAUUCAUCUGCACGUUCAGCGCAGAUCAUCAUAGAUAAGCUGAAUAAGGGCAGUCGAGAGGAUAAAAUUGAGGCUUUGAGAGUCCUAUCACACAAAUGUGUGGAUCAAACAUUUGCCAAGGAAUUCAUAGACAAAGGAGGCUUGAAAAUGGUGGUCACUCAUGUCUCUAAUAGCAGUAAAAAUUUUUCUGGAGACCCACUCAUGUACCUGCUGAAAUCCUUCAUCGCCCUGAUGGAUCAUGGCAUGAUCCCCUGGGACCUCGAAAAUGAGUUCAUCAAAGAGGUUGCGUCUUGUGUGUCUGGUGAUAAGAAGGUAAAUGAUGGGAUUGUCAGACCAGCCUUGGAGAUCCUAGAAAAUGUUUUCAUGCAAUGCACAGACCAAUCCAAGGUGGAGGCAGUUGAUAGCUUCAUCACGACUGAUAAAGUGAUCGAGCACCUGACAAGUUCCAACAAUGAGGUGCAGCAAAGUGCCCUUGCACUCAUCAACGCUAUGUUUAUGAAAUCAUCACCGGAGAAUAAGAAGAAACUGUCGGCUGCCAUCCAGUCUAAAGGGUUCCGAGCCAAUAUAACGAAAAUUCUGGAAGCACCUACUGGCCACGACAUGGCUCAUGAGUUGUACCGGCUACAGAAACUUAUUUUGAACAUGUAUGAGGACAAAAUGAGGACACCUGUGGUCCAUAGCAACCAAACCCAGGUUGAGCUGGUUAAAAAGACCAUUGAAGAAUUGCGGAGAAUAGCGUUUGAUUUUUCCGACCCCUCAGACCAGUCGUCUUCUUCAGCCGCUCGCAAGCCUGAUGUCAACAAGGACUGGAAGAAACUUGGCUUUAUGAACCUGACAGACCCAUAUCGGGACUUUGAGCACGCCCCGCCGGGACUGCUUGCCUUGGAAAACAUGAUCUACUUCGCUCAGAUGCACAAGGAGACGUACAUCAAGGUGGUGCUGGAGAACUGUGGUAGGGCACCUGACCAGGAUUGUCCAUUCAUCCAGGCGGCCAUCAAACUGACCAGUAUCCUGUGUGACCUGCUCAAAAUUGGGGAACUACCCAAUGAGGAUGAGAGCUCGUACUACCCUAUGUUCUUCACGACUGACAAGCCCCUAGAAGAGUUCUUCUCCACGUGCAUCAACCUGGUGAACCGCACCUGGAAGGAAAUGAGGGCGUCAAAGGAAGACUUUGAGAAGGUGCUCAGUGUUGUCAAGGAGCAGAUCACGAGGGCCCUGGACAGGAAUCAGAUGCCCAGGACGUUUGAGAUGUUCAAGCAGAAGCUGGUGGUGCUGGCGUACCCUGAACUGCGCAAGAUCUGGGAGGCAGAGAGACAGAAACGUGAGGAGAGCAAGGCGCAGGCCAAACCUAUACUGGAGUUGCGAGCCAUGCUGAAGCCAGAAAUCAUGGAUCUGAUACGCAGACAGCGGCUCACAUACCUGGAGGGCGGGACACGCUUUCACAAGUACGACGAGAAAGGAAAUAAAGUAAAAAACCGCUACCAGUACUGGAGACUUGCCGCCAAUCACAAGGCAUUCUCCUACGGUGACUGUAGCGAUAUGGAAUCACCUGCAUUGGAAGAACUUCAACACAAAGUAGCCAUCCAAGAAAUCAAAGGUCUCGUCACCGGGGCAGACUGUGCAAAACUGCUAAAAAAUGCAAAAAUCAAGUUGGACCAGAUGUUGCCAUUUGCUUUGGUAUUGGAGGCGUCUAGACCUGACGAGGAGAAGUUCUUCUUUUUCAAUGCCAGCUCGGACCAGGAGGCCAUGAUCUGGGAGGAUGGAAUCAAUGCACUGCUCAAUGAACCCAUGCGGAGCAAACAGACGCGGGAUGACUCUGACGUCCUACUCAACAUGGAGAUCAAGCUACGGCUCCUGGAGACGGAGGGAAUCACGAUUCCCAACGAGCCUCCGCCCAUUCCGCCCCUCCCUGACAACUUUAACUUUGCCUACACCAUGGCAGUAUAACAUGGAGGAAUCUGAUAGAAGUUGAAAAAUCUUAGCAUUUUGCAUCAUAUGCCUUGAAGCUUGAGAUGCAGUCUUGAUGUUUGGUAUUUGUCCAUCAAAUUAAAUAUUAGCCGUGCUCUCAGCACACCAGGCUUAAUACAUGUUAAGUGUUGUCCUACUCAGGCUAAUCAGGGACAAUACUUUCUGCCUAGACUGGAUUUUCAUGUGUGCCAAGUAUUGCCAAACCUGGAGGGACAAUACUUUCUGCCUAGACUGGAUUUUCAUGUGUGCCAAGUAUUGCCAAACCUGGAGGAGUCUGAUAUUUGUUGAAAGAUCUUAGCAUUUUACAUUAGAUACGUGCUCUGAAAAAACCAGGCUUAGUACAUGUUUGUAAAGUGUUGCCCUAUAUUAGCCUGUGCAGUCCACACAGGCUAAUCAGGGACAUCAAUUUUCCCCCUAGACUGGAAUUUCAUUUCGAAGAGACUUUUCUUAAAAGUAAAAUUAAUUUAAAGCGGAAAUUGUCUUCCCUGAUUACCCUGUUCAGACUGCACAUGCUCAUCUGGGACGACACUUAACGCACUUACUUUCAGCCCUGUUUUCACUGAGUAAGGCUCAUAUAUAUUUGUUAUGAAAUGUUAAGUAUAAUUAUACACAACAGAAAGGAGCUACUUUUGUUACUCAAAAUUUCGGUCAAAGGCCUUUCUCAGGACUUGUUUUAUCAGAAUUAAUUAUUGUAAGAUGUUUAGUAAGAGGUAUUACUGUAGUAAUACUGAGUGUUAAGGAAAUAUUAUCAUCUGCUAAAUUCUUAGGAUAUUGUUUGUAAGUUUUUCUUGUUGUCAGUAAUGAAUGUAGAAUAUUAUAAGCUUAGAAGUUUAAGUAAGAGCACUGUGGCUUUACUUGUUUUCAUGGCAAAUUAAUGAGUUUAAAUUAUUUCUUAAUAUUUGAUGGGUUUAAGAAUACAAAUUAUCAGAAAUGUAAGUUUCAGUUCUGCCGACUUAAUGUAUGGUAUCAUUUUUCACCAGCCAAAAUCAUACCACAUUCUGGCAACAGUUUUGUCAUCAAUUACAUUGUAAUUGUAUUCAAAUUGGAAAAUGCUUACUUGAAAUGUUGCAUCCAGCUCAAAUGUUGAUUGUGAAGACAGAAAUUCUUUAUGACUAUACUAGAUUUUUGUUCAUAACAUAUUUUUUUAAACAAUAAUUCCAAAAAAGCAGACAGUAUCUGGUAUGAUAAUUUAUGCACAUGCUUUGAGGUUUCUUGGCCUGGUUUCUUCAGAGUCUGGCUCAUAUUUUGCUGUUGGUUUAGUAGAAUUUCAGCAUUCUUCAUUGUUGACCCAUAUUCACUGAACUUUUGAGUGGAAACUUAAAGAAAUUACUAUAAAUGAUAACACUGCAUGUGUAUCUGGCUAGUCAAUGUAUACAUACAAAAUAUUUCUAAAAUUAUUAUUGUGUUUUAAUGUUGAAAGCAGAAAACGCUGGAUUUUGCAUAUACAGUUUCAUCUGAAAAUGUCAUGUUGGUACAAUUUAAGAAAGGAUCCCUCUUAUGUGCUUUGUGAAUACAGACCCCUGGCUUCAUUUGACCUUGCUCAAUUCUUCAUGGCUUCCAUAGUUUUGACAUAAUAAUCUCAUAUGUCGUGCAAUAAAAUUGUGCUUGUUUAUUUCUUGAAAUAUGUAUACAACUGAGUAGAUUACUGGUAACCCAUUUAUGCCUAGCGUCUAGAAAAAAUGCCUUGGCAAACAUCAUAGACCCAGAUGAGACGCCGCAUGAUGCGACAUCUCAUCAGGGUCUGCGCUGUUUGCUUAAAGGAAUUUUUGUAAGAAAUAUUCUAAAAAUAGACAUAAGUAUACUAGAUAUCCCUAAUUUUUUUAAUAAAUUGAUCCACUAGGCAUAACUGGGUUAAAACACCAUUGUAGCUUGUAUUUGAAUUUCAAUAAGCAGAUAAUCAUACACUUUACUCACUACAGGGGUCUAACUUGGAUAAAUGAAUCCGCCUGGCAACUUUUUGUAGGAUGUUUUUUCUUAUUCAAAUUGAUACAAAAGUUUUGAUAUGGUAAAAUUUGUAUUUGAAUAUUAUUUCCACAUGUAUUCUAUAUAUCUGCUAGGGACAUGCAUGUGGUUUAUUAUUAUAAACCUGCAAUACAAUGAUGCAUUCAUGUUGCUUGUGAUAUGUUUUCCAUACUACAUGUUAACUCUAAUCACUGGCAUUACUGUACAAAUAUUUUGUUUCAUUUGUCUUUUUACUAUCAUUGUGUUAUAACAAUUUUGAAUUUUGUCUAUUGACUUUGUGACAGUCACAAUUCUUUGUGUCACAGUCAAAAAACAAUUAGAUCACCCUAUGUCUGACGUCCAUGCUUUGUGGGGUGUCAAGUGUGUGGUGUGUGUCCUCAACUUUUGCUCGAAUCCACUCCAGAGGCUAAAUUUUCAUAAAUCUUGAAGAAAUUUUGUCAGGAUGUCUAUCUUGACAAUAUGUAGACAAAGUUGGAACAUGAGUUAUGUGCGUCGAAAAACAAGGUCACCAUGUCAAAUCUUCGCCUUGAACAUGCCAUUUUUUAAUGGAUUUUUUUAAUAAAUUGACACAAAUGCAAUCUAUUAUGACACAUAAGUAAGAGUUAAAACUUGUCUCCCUACUAUAAUAGUCAAGAUCACACUUCUUUUUUUACUGCAUAUUUGUCAAAUUUUAAGAUAACUUACCAUUAAUGCUAACAGGAUUUUAAGACAAAGUGUACUUUAGCAACACCUAUGCCUCAUUAACACAUGUCUUGUUUACUUUAGGUCAAUACAAUUGUUUCUUACUAAGCCUUGCCUUCUAACAAUUGGUGUCCAUGAACUCAGGUUAGCGUUUGAAGACCAAAAUGACCUCUUGUCUUUGUUUAUUAAUUUGCUUUUGUCAACAUACUUUGUAUAAGCUUUUAAAUUAUAGCUUUUUGUUUCAUUUACAGCUUGAAGUCAUUUUCUAUAUUACAUUCCAUAUGUUAUAUGACAUGUUUUAUACUGAAAAUACAAGAAAUACAAUUAAAUAAAAUUCUUUUAAAAUUUA